Geodia barretti is the source of this 585-nucleotide messenger RNA. NCBI's taxonomy places the organism in Eukaryota, Metazoa, Porifera, Demospongiae, Tetractinellida, Geodiidae. The record is from the annotation of a GenBank genome assembly.
AUCCUCUGUGGCUCCAAACAGUUCUCUCCUACUAACAGGCCUCCCGGCAUACUGUGGGUCAGGCUCAGUCUCGUCCGCUGCUACCCUUAUCUUGGACCCAGCCGAGGACACGCCCCCCUUUCUCCCCACGGAGCUACUAAAGGCAGUUCCCUGGUCAUCGUACGUGCGGCUCUGACUCAGCCUCGUUCCGGACAAGAGCUCCCAGUCUUCCUCGUCCGGAUUAAACUCUGCCGGACGGGGAUCGCUCACGAUCCGCAGUCUUUCGGACAAACUCAGUUCUGCCAUUCGUGUAGACGUCCACGUGGUUGACCGUAUGUUCUAAUAAAGCGACGCGAAAAAUUUGCAAAACACAUGACCCUGCUUUUGUGUUUCUACAACUUUUUUGCAGUUCUCCUAAAACAAGACUCCCCUGAAGUGCCGGAGAGAUGAGUUUCCUGGGGUUUGGGUCCUCGGCUGAGAUAGCCAUAGAGCUGGCAGACGGCGACAAGAGGAAGAAGGUGGACGUCAAGAACGAGGAGGGGAAGAAGGAAAAGCUACCUCUCUACCUCGACGGAGAGUCUGUCUCUGGCAAGGUGAGGAGGGAGG